This is a messenger RNA of Bufo bufo (common toad), 957 nucleotides long. RefSeq names its product retinol dehydrogenase 8-like. Bases 1 to 957 code for a protein of 318 amino acids. The transcript has 6 exons. The record is from RefSeq and is a predicted model, not a curated record. NCBI's taxonomy places the organism in Eukaryota, Metazoa, Chordata, Amphibia, Anura, Bufonidae. Gene Ontology annotation, cellular component: cytoplasm. Gene Ontology annotation, biological process: estrogen biosynthetic process. Gene Ontology annotation, molecular function: estradiol 17-beta-dehydrogenase [NAD(P)+] activity.
AUGGAGCCUCGUACGGCGCUUAUAACUGGAUGUUCCUCCGGGAUUGGGCUGGCCCUGGCGGUAAAACUGGCGCAAGAUGAGCAGCAAAGAUUUAAAGUCAUCGCCACAAUGCGUAACCUAGAAAAGAGGGAAGCUCUAGAAAAAGCAGCAGGAGAUACUCUCAACAAAACACUGGAGAUAAAAGAGUUGGAUGUUCGGAGUGAACGUUCCAUCCGAGAUUGUGUGGACAGCAUCCCUGAACGACGUAUAGACAUUCUCAUUAAUAAUGCAGGAGUUGGACUUAUCGGACCCAUAGAAUGCCAGUCUAUGGAAGACAUGCAAGGAGUUUUUGAGACUAACUUCUAUGGGGUUGUAAGGAUGAUUAAAGAAGUUCUGCCUGAUAUGAAGAAAAGAAGGAGUGGGCACAUUUUGGUGAUGAGCAGUGUGAUGGGUCUACAAGGGAUUGUAUUUAAUGACAUCUAUGCAGCCUCCAAGUUUGCAGUUGAAGGAUUCUGUGAAAGCCUGAUCUUCCAAACUCUGAAGUUUAACAUUCACCUUACAUUAAUAGAACCUGGGCCUGUGGUGACAAAGUUUGAGCUGAAGGUCUAUGAAGAUGCUGUGCGGGGGGAUUACUCCAAUGCAGACCCUGAAACCUCAGACAUGUUCACUAAUUAUUAUUUAAAGAACUCUAAAACAAUCUUCUCUAGUCUUGGGCAGACCCCUGAGGAAAUUGCUGAGCAUACUCUACGUGUCCUCACCAUGGAGAUGCCUCCUUUUCGACAUCAGACUAACCAAGUUUAUACUCCCCUGACUGCGCUGAAAUAUGCAGAUCCCUCUGGAGAACUAGUGAACGAUGUAUUUUACAAGAUAGUUUUCCAACAUGACACGCUGAUGCAGGCCAGCCUUCGUGCUAUCAAACUCCUCCGCUGGAAAGCACAGAAGGUACAACAGGGAGCAAGAAUUUUGGGAUUUCUCUGA